Messenger RNA from Hipposideros armiger (great roundleaf bat), 7969 nucleotides. RefSeq names its product cytoplasmic linker associated protein 1 (gene CLASP1). Bases 386 to 4915 code for a protein of 1509 amino acids. Gene Ontology annotation, molecular function: kinetochore binding; microtubule binding. Lineage: Eukaryota; Metazoa; Chordata; Mammalia; Chiroptera; Hipposideridae. The record is from RefSeq and is a predicted model, not a curated record. The transcript has 41 exons. Gene Ontology annotation, biological process: mitotic spindle assembly; establishment of mitotic spindle localization. Gene Ontology annotation, cellular component: mitotic spindle; basal cortex; kinetochore.
UUUUUUUUAAUCUCCGCCCCAAGCACUUAACCUCAUUAGGGUGGAGGAGAAGGCGGCGGCUGUCUGGUGUGCUGCGGCAACUGUAGCGAAGACUACGGCUAAUGGACUGCUGAAUUAUGAAGUAUUUCAGACCCAAUAGUAGAACAUCGCUCUGCCACUCACUCCUUUAUCUUCUACUGGUUAUUUAAAUUGGACUUUUAAUAUCCUCCCAGCUGCUCUUCAGACACACAUGGUGCAUUGUUGCCAUUCCCUGGAUUGCAGUUUUGAAACACAGGCUCUUGGGAACCUUCAGUGAACAAAGAGGCAACCUCGUGGGCACGUUUACUAGGAGGGUGUCACCCUGACUGCCCUCUAGCUUUGGCUGGAUCUGGAUUUGAAUUUCACCAUGGAGCCUCGCAUGGAGUCUUGCCUGGCACAGGUGUUGCAGAAGGAUGUGGGAAAACGACUGCAGGUUGGCCAAGAACUUAUAGACUAUUUCUCAGAUAAACAGAAGUCUGCUGACCUUGAGCAUGAUCAGACUACGUUAGAUAAGCUUGUGGAUGGACUUGCUACCUCUUGGGUGAACUCUAGCAAUUACAAGGUGGUUCUUCUGGGCAUGGACAUCCUGUCCGCGCUGGUCACCCGGCUGCAGGAUCGGUUCAAGGCGCAGAUCGGCACAGUGCUGCCAAGUUUAAUAGACAGACUGGGAGAUGCUAAAGACUCUGUCAGGGAGCAAGACCAGACUCUGCUGCUAAAGAUCAUGGAUCAAGCUGCUAACCCCCAGUACGUGUGGGACCGGAUGCUGGGAGGCUUCAAGCACAAGAAUUUCCGGACUCGGGAAGGCACGUGUGUCUGCCUUGUAGCUACACUCAAUGCCUCUGGGGCGCACACUUUAACACUCAGCAAGAUUGUGCCACAUAUAUGUAAUUUACUUGGAGACCCAAACAGCCAGGUCCGAGACGCAGCAAUAAACAGCUUAGUGGAAAUUUACAGACAUGUAGGAGAACGUGUGAGGGCAGAUCUCAGUAAAAAAGGAUUGCCACAGUCCCGAUUGAAUGUAAUUUUUACAAAAUUUGAUGAAGUCCAGAAAUCUGGAAACAUGAUACAAUCUGCAAAUGAUAAAAAUUUUGAUGAUGAAGAUUCUGUGGAUGGUAACAGACCUUCCUCUGCCAGUUCUACAUCAUCCAAAGCUCCAUCAAGUUCCCGGAGGAAUGUUGGAAUGGGGACCACCCGCCGGCUUGGGUCAUCCUCCCUUGGACCCAAGUCUUCAGCUGCAAAAGAAGGAGCUGGAGCAGUCGAUGAAGAGGAUUUUAUAAAAGCCUUUGAUGAUGUACCUGUGGUUCAGAUUUAUUCCAGCCGAGACCUUGAGGAAUCCAUAAACAAGAUUAGGGAAAUAUUAUCUGAUGAUAAGCAUGAUUGGGAGCAAAGAGUAACUGCUCUAAAAAAGAUUAGAUCUUUACUUUUGGCUGGUGCUGCUGAGUAUGAUAACUUCUUUCAACAUUUGCGACUUUUGGAUGGAGCCUUUAAACUAUCUGCUAAGGAUCUGCGGUCUCAGGUAGUGCGGGAGGCUUGUAUCACGUUGGGGCAUCUGUCGUCAGUUCUGGGGAAUAAGUUUGACCAUGGAGCUGAAGCCAUUAUGCCAACAAUCUUUAAUUUAAUUCCAAAUAGUGCCAAAAUUAUGGCCACUUCUGGUGUUGUAGCUGUUAGGUUAAUCAUUCGGCACACACACAUCCCUAGGCUAAUACCUGUCAUAACAAGCAACUGUACCUCUAAGUCUGUUGCAGUUAGAAGACGCUGCUUUGAAUUUUUAGAUUUACUUUUACAAGAAUGGCAAACACAUUCCCUGGAACGACACAUAUCAGUAUUAGCCGAAACAAUAAAGAAGGGAAUACAUGAUGCCGAUUCUGAAGCAAGGAUAGAAGCCAGAAAGUGUUACUGGGGCUUCCAUAGUCACUUCAGCAGAGAGGCGGAGCACUUAUACCACACCUUGGAGUCUUCCUACCAGAAGGCUCUGCAGUCCCAUCUGAAGAACUCAGACAGCAUCGUGUCUUUGCCGCAAUCGGAUCGCUCAUCUUCUAGCUCUCAAGAGAGUCUGAAUCGGCCACUCUCUGCCAAAAGAAGUUCUACUGCAAGUACCACCUCUAGAGCUUCUACCAUUAGUACCAAAUCUGCGUCAACAACUGGGUCCCUGCAGCGGUCUCGAAGUGACAUCGACGUGAACGCAGCAGCCAAUGCCAAAUCCAAAGCCUCCUCAGCGUCGGGUGCCACGCCUUUCAGCUCAGCAGCGGCCCUGCCUCCAGGGUCAUAUGCAUCCUUAGAGUCCAGACACAUGAGGGAAGAUGUGGAGUCCAUAGGCCUUGACUCAGAUGGUACUGCCACUAAAGCGGAGGCUGGCAGCAGGUCAAGUUCUCCAGGGAAAUUGCUGGGAAGUGGUUAUAGUGGCCUUGCGGGAGGUUCCUCUAGAGGCCCACCUGUGACACCCUCUUCAGAAAAACGAAGCAAGAUCCCCAGGAGUCAGGGGUGUAGCCGAGAAACAAGCCCAAGCCGAAUAGGAUUAGCACGGAGCAGCCGUAUCCCUCGACCCAGCAUGAGUCAGGGGUGCAGCCGCGAUACCAGCCGUGAGAGCAGCCGAGAUACAAGCCCUGCUCGGGGCUUCCCUCCGCUCGCCUCUCGACGUCAUUCCAGGUCCACUAGUGCUCUCUCCACUGCUGAAUCUGUUGGGCAGUCAGACCGAUUUGGGCUUGGUCAGGCAGGAAGAAUACCUGGUUCUGUGAAUGCCAUGCGAGUUUUAAGCACGAGUACAGACCUGGAAGCUGCUGUUGCUGAUGCUUUGCUGUUAGGAGACUCCAGGAGCAAGAAGAAGCCUGUGAGGCGGAGAUACGAGCCGUAUGGGAUGUAUUCUGACGAUGAUGCCAACAGUGAUGCCUCGAGUGUUUGCUCGGAGCGCUCCUAUGGUUCCAGGAAUGGUGGCAUUCCCCAUUAUCUGCGGCAGACCGAGGAUGUAGCAGAAGUUCUCAACCACUGUGCUAGUUCAAACUGGUCAGAAAGGAAAGAAGGGCUUCUAGGCCUGCAGAACUUGCUGAAGAGCCAAAGAACGCUGAGUCGAGUAGAAUUGAAAAGAUUGUGUGAGAUCUUCACACGGAUGUUUGCUGACCCUCAUAGCAAAAGAGUUUUCAGUAUGUUUUUGGAGACUCUUGUAGAUUUUAUAAUAAUUCAUAAGGAUGACUUGCAAGACUGGCUUUUUGUUCUUCUCACACAAUUACUUAAGAAAAUGGGAGCAGAUUUACUUGGAUCUGUGCAAGCAAAAGUUCAGAAGGCUCUAGAUGUCACAAGGGACUCCUUUCCAUUUGAUCAGCAAUUUAACAUUUUGAUGAGAUUUAUUGUGGAUCAAACUCAGACUCCUAACCUCAAGGUCAAAGUUGCAAUCCUGAAGUACAUUGAGUCUCUCGCCAGACAGAUGGAUCCAACAGACUUUGUAAAUUCUAGUGAGACCAGGCUUGCUGUUUCUAGAAUUAUAACCUGGACAACAGAACCAAAGAGUUCGGAUGUGAGAAAGGCAGCGCAAAUUGUGCUGAUUUCUCUGUUUGAACUGAACACACCUGAAUUUACCAUGUUACUUGGUGCCUUGCCAAAAACAUUCCAGGAUGGUGCCACCAAACUCUUGCAUAACCACCUCAAGAAUUCCAGUAACACCAGUGUGGGCUCUCCCAGCAAUACAAUCGGCCGGACUCCUUCCCGACACCCCAGCAGCAGGACCAGCCCCCUGACCUCACCCACCAACUGUUCCCACGGGGGCCUGUCUCCAAGCAUGCUGGACUAUGAUACCGAGAACCUGAACUCAGAAGAAAUCUAUAGUUCUUUGCGUGGAGUCACAGAAGCCAUUGAAAAGUUUAGUUUUCGAAGCCAAGAGGAUCUGAAUGACCCAAUUAAACGAGAUGGCAAAAAGGAGUGUGAUAUUGUGUCCCGGGAUGGCGGAGUCGCCUCCCCCGCCUCUGACGGCCGAGGAGGCAGUGAUGUGGUGGAAGGAGGCAGAAUGGCUCUGGACAACAAGACCUCCCUGCUCAACACCCAGCCUCCUCGUGCCUUCCCAGGGCCUCGGGUGCGAGACUACAAUCUGUAUCCUUACUCAGACACCAUCAACACCUACGACAAGACAGCCCUGAAGGAGGCCGUGUUUGACGAUGACAUGGAACAGCUUCGAGAUGUGCCCAUUGACCAUUCUGACCUGGUGGCGGACCUUCUGAAAGAGCUGUCUAACCACAACGAGCGGGUGGAGGAGCGGAAGGGCGCCCUGCUGGAGCUGCUCAAGAUCACGCGGGAGGACAGCCUGGGCGUCUGGGAGGAGCACUUCAAGACCAUCCUGCUCCUGCUGCUGGAGACCCUCGGAGACAAAGACCACUCCAUCCGAGCACUGGCACUGAGAGUUUUACGGGAAAUUCUGAGAAACCAGCCUGCGAGAUUUAAAAACUAUGCUGAGCUGACGAUCAUGAAGACCCUGGAAGCCCACAAAGAUUGCCAUAAGGAGGUGGUGAGAGCUGCCGAGGAGGCCGCGUCCACGCUGGCCAGUUCCAUCCACCCGGAGCAGUGCAUCAAAGUGCUCUGCCCCAUCAUCCAGACGGCCGACUACCCCAUCAACCUCGCUGCCAUCAAGAUGCAGACCAAGGUCGUCGAGAGGAUCGCCAGGGAGUCCCUGCUGCAGCUCCUCGCAGACAUCAUCCCAGGCUUGCUGCAGGGUUAUGACAACACUGAAAGUAGCGUGCGGAAGGCCAGCGUAUUUUGUUUAGUGGCAAUUUAUUCCGUAAUCGGAGAAGAGCUGAAACCUCACCUCGCACAGCUCACAGGGAGCAAGAUGAAGCUACUAAACUUAUAUAUAAAGAGGGCCCAAACCACGAACAGCAACAGCAGCUCCUCCUCGGACGUCUCCACACACAGUUAAUGGCAACACCGAGUCUCUGCGUAGCCCUAGAAGCAGUCGGUGGUGCCUCUCAGAGACCUUCCCCUCCCCUUCAUCGGCUGCCCCAUCAGGACAAGGAGGCCCGCAAUAUUUAUUACAAUCAGUAUUUUGGUCCCUUCCAGCUUUUGUGUAGAAUCUUACUGGUAUUGAAUGUAAAUGAAGCAAGGCCUGUUUUGCCGUCUUCAUACAAAGCAAAAGGAAUAAGAAAAGAAAAGAGCCAUACUUACACAUGUCUUCUACAGCCUGCUGAGAUCAUCAACCCAUGUGUGUGGGGUGCUGUCUUUAAAAAUCAGAGCUCUUUAGCCAAUAGUUGUAGGAAGUAGCAUUUUCUCUUCAGUUAACAGAGUUGAGGACGGUGUGUUAAUUUGUAUUUCUCUUUCAUCUUAGCUAACUUUCUCCUGGAUAUGGCCUGUGUGGGGCAGGCGACCCCACCUUCCCCCUUUCACUACUGCCACCAUGAAAGGGUUGUCCAUCUUUAAAUUAUAUUUUGAGACCUACUAAGAAUGUGAAUUGGGUCUUGGCAAAAAAUGGAGAAAAGCCUGAAGAUGGCUUUUUAACAAAACACAUAGAAUUUUGCUUAUAAUAUCUAGACUGCAGGCUGAGUGCCCUCCCUGUGGUUUAGAAGGGCAUCCUCUCAGUCUUCUUCCAGUUCAGGCGCCCAGCCCCACUGAACAAUGCCAUAAUGCUGUCGGCCCCCACCCUAGAGCUUCUGCUCAAAAGAAUCCUUAAAGUUUAUAUCCAAACACAAAAAUCAAGGUAAAUGUAUAGCAUCGUUAGUGAUGCCUAAAAUGGCAUUUCAUGAAGCAUGGAAGAUAUCAGAAAUAGUUUGUUUUGCUACUAAGAUCUUUAGGAAACACUAUUUUACCAGGGCUUCUCCCUCAACCCUGGUUUUUGGUGAUUCUGGCCUGGCGCCAUCCUUUGCUUAAGCUGCUCAAUUCUAAAAGGUUUUCACUUGGUCUAGUAAAUGGCAACUCGACCAUCUCAGUUUUGACUUUUCUUUAAUUUAUGACUAAGAUCAAAGAGAAGCCUAGAGAGACCAGGUAUCUGAAUUUUUUUUUUUAAUUUAUAGACUGAAGUACUUCCUUGAUCAUCUGUUGAAAUAGUCAUUGUUUAAGGAAAAAGUAAUUAUGAUGAGUGGCAAAUUGCAGAAAAAGAGUAUUUGAAACACAAUUUUAGAGUAUUUCCUUUUCUUCAAUAAGAAAUUACCAGAGAAACUGCCCCUUUUAAAAAGUUUUUUGAGGGUUUGAUUGUUCCAAAGUAACUAUAGAUGUGGAGUCUGGCUAAAUAAGUUUUGAGUAAAAUUCUUAAAGCCAAAUGGAACUUCUUAAUGCAAUCAUAAAGAUUUCUGUCAUCUCUUAAGUACUUUAGAGCCUCUAAAUUGAAAAUGAUUUUUUUUCCAUGGAAAAUGCCUAUUCUGAUGUAAAUUUUUAAUGAAGUGUUUGCAGUUUUGGUGCAGAGUUCCUUCAGCUGGCAGUGCUGAGAGGCAGAGAUUGUGUGGUUCUCAGCACUGACCUCCACAGACCCCCGUCUUCUCUAACCCUCCAGCUUUGAUGUUGGGAGUUGUGAAAGACACUGUAGCAAAUGUAACUCAUUUUCAUUCAGAUAUUAUUUUACAUACUUUAUUUGGAAAUAGGCUCUGAAAAUGAAGGUCCAGGAACAGUGAAGCCAGGGUGCCUUUACUGUGUGUGCGUGUGUGUGCGUGCGUGCGUGCGUGCGUGUGUGUGUGUGUGUGUAGGGGUAUCUCACACAUGUAGGGAGUGCCCCACUGCUGCUGUUGAGGGAACUUCAGGGGUGCAUUUUAAGUGGUUGAAUAUUAUUGGCUUAUUUUUUGGCUCAAAACAUAGCAGGACCAGGCCUCACUUUCAUUGUUAAAUAAAUACUGUUUGUUAAUAUUUCACUAAUGGGAUUCUUUUGUACACUCUACAAGUGAGUCAGCAGAGCAUCUUUGAUUACUGCUCCAUUGUAGAAACGUGUAUUCUGGCUAGGUUAUUUAUGAGUUUUUUUAUGCCUCGUGUUUGGAUAGACCUUCCUCAACUCUUGAUUCCCAGGUCGCCAUGGCCCCCGCCUACAGUUGGGAAGAAUCUUGAACAUUGCCGAAUGCCCUCAUCGUCCUCACAAAGGGCUCGCCUUGAUGUCACUUGCCCAGCCUUCGUCUCCUGACUUAGACAUACAGGCACUCACAGGUGUCUUGGCCUCAGUCCAACCGCUGCCCGCCUCCGAGGACACUCGCAUGCCGCCGCCACCUCACAGGGAGGGCCGCCAGGCCCGCCGCCCUCGACACCCUGACAGCUGCAGCUGCCUGGCCGCUUCCCUGCAGGGCCCCUAUUCAGAUGACACAACAGAACACGGAAAAACAAAGCACCCAAACUGAGUUUGCUUCCCCUGUUUACCUGACUGUCCAGGACCCUCAGAGCGCACCUGACCCCACCGCUGGGGCCAGAUCGCCCAGCUCCUGCUCCCCUUCACGCUGCUGCGGUCGCUCGUGAGGCCACAGCUGCAGGGGAGGCUCGCAGCGCCCUUCCAGUGCCGGGGUCGCGCGGCCCGGUGCCCGCACUGCGGCGGCACUGCCUCUGCAACUCUAGCUUAUCCGCGCCCCCGUGCGGACAACGCAACGGAUUUUUGUCUCAUCUUUUUCUUUCCCUUCCGCCCUUAUUUAUCAAGCAUAAAUAUUACACAUUGAAGAACAGCAAAUAAGAACUUUGUAGACUUCCACAGGACUUUACUAACAAUGGUGUUUGGAAAUGAAAAAAGAAAUGCUCUGAAAAAUAUCAGCCACCAAAAUAGUUUUGUCGGCACUGUGUUCACACGCAUGGUCCCCACACCCCUAAGUUGGGUUUUUUGGGUUUUUGUUUUGUUUUUUCCUUGCUUUUUCAUGUUACAUCCAUAUCUGUAUUUAUAUCUUAUUUGUUUCACUUUCAGGUGUAUCAUGGCAAAUGUACAGUUUUUUUUUGUUGUUGUUAAUAAUGUGCUAGGAUUUGCUAAAAAAGAAAACAAACACUUUCAAGUUUGCCCUAGAAUAAAUGAAACUUAAUUCAG